This is a messenger RNA of Syngnathus typhle (broad-nosed pipefish), 1437 nucleotides long. RefSeq names its product sorting nexin-6. The transcript has 14 exons. Bases 136 to 1239 code for a protein of 367 amino acids. Gene Ontology annotation, molecular function: phosphatidylinositol binding. The record is from RefSeq and is a predicted model, not a curated record. NCBI's taxonomy places the organism in Eukaryota, Metazoa, Chordata, Actinopteri, Syngnathiformes, Syngnathidae.
UGCAGCUCGGGCUCAUUGCAGCCAGCUGACAGAAGACCUUCAGAGAUUGAAUGCACAUUUUGCCCUGAACAAAAAAGGACUUAUUCACAUUCUUUGUAGCACAAAAACAAAGCAGACUGAACAUAUUGGCUGGCGAUGAUGGAAGAAGUGAAAGAAGAGGCACCUUUGAGUGUUCAUGGACAUAGCAUUAAAGUUGCAGAGGUUCUACAAGAUGGAGACGCACUUACCUUUCUCAUUGUCUCUCAAAAACUGUCCGGGACCGGGGAGUACCACGUGGAUCGGACCUAUGAGGACUUUGAAUGGCUACAGCAGAACCUGUUCAACCAAGAGGAUGUCCCUGGGAUACAGGGAGUCAUAUUUCCUCCUCUUCCUGCAAAGGCUCAGAUGAACACAACACCAAAGGCCACCAGACAGCUUGGUUUCCUUGGUUUGGAAGAGUUUAAGCCAUAUUGUGCAGCACUGGAGAAUUACCUCCACCAAGUGGCAGCACACAACCUACUCAGAAAAAACAAAGCUUUGGAGAUCUUCCUCACCAGCUCUGAUCCGCCUGGUCGACAGAAAGCCAGGAGAAACAUUUUCAAUCGCUUGAGUCAAGCUGUGGAAGAAAUGAGAAAAGAAGGCCACAAGGAUGUUGACGAAUUCUUUCAAUCUAAACGGGACGUCAAUCUUUCUCUAACCGGCUGCAUCAAAAACACGGUGGAUAAAUUCCUGGAUCUGGUGCAAACUGAGCAAAAAAUAGCAGUGGCCUGUGAGCACUUUGCAACUGCCCUGCAUCUGUGUGUGGAAUCGGAUGAUGAUCCUGACAAAGCAGCUUUUACUAAGAUUUGUGUAAAAUUAUCAGACGUCUUUGAGUCAAUGAAGAAUAGCAUGGCAAGUGUUGCUGAAAAUGAUGUGAGCACUCUCGGACUUGGCCUGGAUUUGCAGUCACGCUAUCAGGAAGCAGAAAAAGAGAUGCUUUUCAGAAGGACCUGUAAGCUAGUAGAGUUGGAAACUGCCCUAAAGAAUGCUGAGAAGGCCAAACCAGUCAAGAAGGCUGCUUUGGAGGAGGUGAAAAAAACAGUGGAGACCGAGUUUAAUCACGUUUGUAAAGUGGCGAAACAAGAGAUUGAACACUUUGAGGAUGCCCGUGUGAAGAUGUUGCAACAGGCUCUGGUGAAGUGGUGCGAAAAGCAGCUACGCACAGCCCGGGAAAUCGCUGAGCAGUACGACCAGCAUCUCCAGGCCUUCAGAGCCAUGUGACAACACACACACAUAUUCACUUUCUGUAUGUUAGAACAUAACAUGUCACUAAGUUGCAUUUAAUGAAAACAGCGAUAGACAUUUGAGACAAAUUCAAAACUACAUAGAAUAAUGAUUAGCUUUCCGUUUUAUACACUACAUUCAUGUUUGAUGUUGUGAUGACUCAAAAUAAACUGUGACAAAUUGAAGCUCCUAAAA